Messenger RNA from Cicer arietinum (chickpea), 2664 nucleotides. RefSeq lists its product as uncharacterized. Gene Ontology annotation, biological process: positive regulation of growth. NCBI's taxonomy places the organism in Eukaryota, Viridiplantae, Streptophyta, Magnoliopsida, Fabales, Fabaceae. The record is from RefSeq and is a predicted model, not a curated record.
AUAUGUUGUUGGUUUUCACUCGUUUUCUCUCUCUUUCUGUCUCUGCUUCUCAAUUUCUCAAAUUUGUUUGCAUUUCCAUUCCAUGUGCGCACCAACACUGCUUGCAGCUUCCCAUCUCCUUCAUCUUCCAUCGGGCCACUUCUUCUUUUCUCUGAUCGGUUGAAUGGUAUCUGAAAUCUAUUGUAGAUGUCUAACAUCCUUCUUGACAAUCUUAGUGUGUUUUAUUUGCUGAGUAUUUCAGAGCUAUGACAAAGAAUUCGCCUUCAGGAGCAUAGUUUUUGGCUGUUCCUAGCUAAGCAAUGGUUGCAGAUUCAUGGUUUCGUAGUCUGUGGAGGACUCCUCGGAAGCAUGAUGCUAAUUCCGAGAAGGUGAUUGGAGUGUUAGCAUUUGAGAUAGCAAGCCUGAUGUCCAAGUUAGUUAAUUUAUGGCAAUCGUUGAGUGAUAAACAGAUUGCUAGGUUGAGAGAGGAGAUCACAAAUUCAAUUGGCAUAAGAAAGCUUGUUUCAGACGAUGAUCAUUUCAUUGAACGAUUGAUCUGUAUGGAGAUAGUUGAGAAUAUGGCACAUGUAGCCGAGUCUGUGGCUAGGCUUGCAAAGAAAUGCAGUGAUCCGAUUUUGAAAGGUUUCGAGAACAUCUUUUAUGGGUUUAUCACUAAGGGUGCUGAUCCAUAUGGGUGGGAAUUCCCUUGCAAGAAGAUGGAAAAAAAUAUUAAAAAGAUGGAAAAGUUCAUAUCAACUAAUGCAAGCUUGUAUCAAGAGAUGGAGGUGCUUGCUGAUCUGGAGCAAGCUCUUACAAGAGUUAAGUCUAAUGGUGAGUUGGAUGGUGUCAGUCUAAGCGAGUAUCAGAAGAAAGUUACAUGGAAGAGGCACGAGGUGAAGAACUUGCGGGAUAUUUCUCUGUGGAACAGGACAUACGAUUACACAAUACAUCUUUUGGCAGGAUCCUUAUUCACAAUAUUCUGUAAGAUCAACCAUGUAUUUGGAAUUCAAGAGAUGGUAGAUGAUGGUGGAGCUAAUAAUUCAAGUGUCUUAAAUUCUGAUUUCAUUAAUAGAAGUCAUUCAGUUUCUUCAUUAUUGCAAUCUUCAUUCCACCCAUCACAGAAUAAUAUUGCCAGAUUUUCUUCAGGACCCCUUCAUACUAUUACUGCUAGUGCUAGUGCUAGAUCAGGUCCAAUUGUUAGAACAAAUAAAACCAUUUCUCAUUCAGGUCCCCUUGGUGACUCAUCAACAAAGUCAGGCCCAAUUUUAGGAAAACAUACCAAUGUCAAUUUUUACUCGGGUCCCCUUGCAAGGACUGCGAAUCAAUCAGUCUCGGUUACUAGAACAAAUAAAAAGAACAAGAUUUGGAAGUUUUAUAAACACUCCGCCGCCAUAAGUGGGAAGGAAACUCACGCAAGACAUAGUCGAAUGACUCAAGUUGGACCUUUCAAAGGAUGUAUGGCUUGGGACAGUUCCUCUGUCGCCGACUGUCAUUCAAGUGUAAGUGGUGUUCAUUAUGGAAUUCAGAAUCACAAAGAAAAUUUGAACCCUCUUGGUCUUGGCAAAGUCGUUCGCCAUACUCAAUCAAUCUUCAAAUCUCUGUGCAAGCUAUUAAAUCCUCCACCUGAAACACUUGGUGCAGUUGCUUUAUCCCUGCACUAUGCAAAUGUUAUCAUUGUGAUUGAGAAGCUAGCAGCGUCUCCACACUUGAUCGGUCUCGAUGCAAGAGAUGACCUGUACAACAUGUUACCAAGACGUGUGAGAGUUGCCCUCAAGGCCAAGUUAAAGCCGUAUACCAAGACAAUGGCAUCAUCAUCGGUCUACGACACAAGUCUAGCAGGAGAAUGGAAUGAAGCAAUGUCAAGCAUAUUGGAAUGGUUGGCACCGCUUGCUCAUAACAUGAUAAGGUGGCAAACUGAGAGGAGUUUUGAGCAGCAGAGCUUUGUUUCACGAACGAAUGUGCUGCUGGUACAAACUCUUUACUUUGCGAAUCAAGAAAAGACGGAAGAAAUAAUCACCGAGCUUCUUGUGGGUCUGAAUUAUGUCUGCAAAUAUGGCAGGGAGGUCAAUGCAAAAGCUCUGGCAGAGUGUGGCAGUUUUAGGGUUGGUAAUGAGUAUCUGAAUCUGAAUCUGAAUGGAUGAACACUUUGUAGUAAGGUAAUGGCCGUUGACCACAUGAGUAUAGUUCCUUGCCAGGGACUGGAAUGAGGACUUGGAGAAAUCCCAAUUGUCUUCUUGAAGCAACAAAUGAAAAUGAAAUGGUAGUUGAAAUAUGGGAGAGAUAAGUAAUUCAUGGAAAUUUAGGAUCAAUGUGUUUCUGGUGAGGUUUUUUUUUUGUUGAGCAUUUAUUGUUGAUUCUCUUUGAUGAGUUUUCAAGCCACUAGAACUAGAACUUCGAUGGCAGGCCUCGACUUUGCAAUGUUGGCCUUCUUCCUCUUUGAAGAGUUCCUACAUGGUGUUUAGGGUGUGCAUAUCUAUAAGCAUCAUUAUAUAUUAAAUUGUAUAGUGCUAUCACACGUUGAUGAUUGGUUAUUUAUUUUUUUCUCUGUAUCUUCUGAUUUGUCAGGCAAAAAAUAUUAAGUGCCGUGAUGUUCUCUCUUUUAUGCAACAAUUGCACAAAUUGAAAUGUUUGUCUCAUUGUGUAGUAUAACAAUAGCUCUAUGAAAAUGGUAGACGCUCUUACAAA